This is a messenger RNA of Camponotus floridanus (Florida carpenter ant), 5311 nucleotides long. RefSeq names its product multidrug resistance-associated protein 1 (gene MRP). Gene Ontology annotation, molecular function: ATP hydrolysis activity; ABC-type transporter activity; ATP binding. NCBI's taxonomy places the organism in Eukaryota, Metazoa, Arthropoda, Insecta, Hymenoptera, Formicidae. The transcript is spliced from 23 exons. The record is from RefSeq and is a predicted model, not a curated record. Gene Ontology annotation, cellular component: membrane. Bases 119 to 4753 code for a protein of 1544 amino acids. Gene Ontology annotation, biological process: transmembrane transport.
CUUCUCACGCGACGAAGAGGUCGAUCUACGAUCCUCUAGUUCUCUAGUGCGCCUGGCGUGGUGCUCGCGAACGGCUCGUUGCGUUGACAAGGCUUGCCGGCUGAUUAAAUGUGUCAGUAUGGAACAGCAGGCGAUGGACGAGUUUUGCGGCAGCAAGUUUUGGGAUGCUAAUUUAACAUGGAACACAAACGAUCCAGAUCUAACAGAAUGCUUCCAAAAAACGAUACUAAUAUGGGUACCAUGUAUAUUUUUAUGGGUAUUCUCAGUGAUGGAAGCAUAUUACCUUAUAAAUAGUAAAAGAAGAAAUGUCCCAUACACAUGGUUAUUUAUUUCUAAACAAGUACUUACAAUAGCAUUAAUUCUACUUUCUGUAAUUGAAAUAAUACUAGUAACGCAAGAAAGUAACGUCUACAGAGUAGAUUAUUACACACCAUCUAUAAAAAUUGUUACCUUUAUAUUAGCAUCUAUUUUAUUGACAUAUAAUAAAAAACAUGGAAUGCGGACGUCGGGUCUUUUAUUCCUAUUUUGGUUUUCUCUUGUCUUAUGUGGAUGUGUGCAAUAUAGAGUUUCUAUAAAUGUAUUGAUGGGUAAUAAAGAAGGAUCAAUGUAUCUAUCGGUAUGCUAUAUGAUCUAUUAUCCAAUAAUUGUGAUAUUGUUUAUACUUAAUUUCCUGGUUGACGCAGAGCCUAGAUUCUCCGAAUAUCCUACGGUCGAAACACCAUGUCCAGAACAAAGUUCUUCUUUCCCAUCAAGAAUUCUUUUUGCAUGGUUCGAUGCCUUAGCAUGGAAAGGUUUCCGAAAACCACUCGAAACAUCCGAUUUGUGGUCCAUGAAUCCAGAGGAUAUGGCCACCGAAAUAGUGCCGAAAUUUGAUAAAUAUUGGAAUAAAAGUUUGAUAAAAAGAGACGAGCUGGUUUGGACUUACUUUAGAGUAGAAAAUGCAAAAGCAUCAUAUCGAAAAGCAUCUGGACAAGUGGACUUUAAUGGCAGUCAAAAAAAGAAAAUUGCUUCCAUUUUACCGCCUAUCUGCAAAGCUUUCGGUGCGACAUUCACGUUUGGUGCUUUCCUGAAGAUGAUUCAAGACAUUAUGACUUUUAUUAGUCCUCAAAUAUUAAAGCUUUUAAUUGCCUUUAUCGAGGGAGAAGACGAUAUAUGGAAAGGAUAUUUUUAUUCUGUAUUACUUUUACUUACAGCAGUACUUCAGACAUUAAUACUAUCCCAAUAUUUUCAUCGUAUGUUUUUAGUUGGAUUGCGUAUACGUACCGCAUUAAUCGCGGCAAUUUAUCGUAAAGCAUUGAGACUGUCGAACGCAUCCAGGAAGGAAUCCACACUCGGUGAAAUAGUAAAUCUAAUGUCUGUAGAUGCUCAAAGAUUUAUGGAUUUAACCGCAUACAUAAACAUGAUAUGGUCGGCUCCUCUACAAAUAGCCUUAGCUUUAUAUUUUCUAUGGGAUAUGUUGGGUCCGGCGGUACUUGCUGGUUUAGCAGUUAUGAUCAUUCUUAUUCCCAUAAAUGGCUUAAUCGCGAACAAAGUGAAAACAUUACAAAUCAAACAGAUGAAAAACAAAGACGAGAGGGUAAAGUUAAUGAACGAAGUACUUAAUGGUAUUAAAGUGUUGAAACUGUACGCGUGGGAACCUUCAUUUGAGCAGCAGAUACUUAAAAUCAGAGUCAAAGAAAUCCAAGUGUUAAAAGAAGCGGCAUAUUUGAAUGCCGGCACGAGCUUUAUAUGGUCGUGCGCACCCUUUUUGGUAGCAUUGGUAUCUUUCACAACCUAUGUACUUAUAGACGAAACUAAUGUCCUAAACAGUACAAUUGCCUUUGUUUCACUCAGUUUGUUCAAUAUCUUAAGAUUUCCACUUUCUAUGCUGCCUAUGAUGAUUGGUAAUAUAGUUCAAACUUAUGUCUCUGUAAAACGCAUUAAUAAAUUUAUGAACAUGGAGGAAUUGGAUCCUAAUAAUGUGCAGCAUGAUCCAUUGGAAGCACAUCCGUUAGUAAUUGAGAAUGGUAACUUCUCUUGGGACAAUGAUCCAGUUGAGAGACCAAUACUGCAAAAUAUCAAUUUCCAUGCAGAACAAGGUCAAUUAGUAGCAAUAGUUGGUACAGUAGGAUCAGGCAAGAGUUCUCUUCUAUCUGCUCUGCUUGGCGAGAUGGAGAAAUUAAAUGGAAAAGUAAACACAAAAGGCUCGAUUGCAUACGUUUCUCAGCAACCGUGGAUACAAAAUGCCACGUUACAGGAUAAUGUUUUAUUCGGAAAAGCCUUGAAUAAAUCUGUAUAUAAUCGCAUAAUUGAAGGAUGUGCAUUAAGUCCGGAUCUCAAGAUGUUACCUGCGGGUGAUCAAACAGAGAUCGGAGAGAAAGGCAUAAAUCUGUCUGGCGGUCAAAAGCAGAGAGUAGCCUUAGCCAGAGCUGUAUAUAACGAUUCGGAAAAUUAUUUCUUAGAUGAUCCUUUAAGCGCGGUAGAUUCUCAUGUAGGGAAACACAUUUUUGAGAAUGUGAUAGGUCCGAACGGUCUGUUGAAGAAAAAAACAAGAAUACUUGUUACACAUAGCAUCACGUAUCUGCCGGAAGUCGACAACAUUAUUGUUCUUAAUGAUGGCGUGAUAACGGAGACUGGAACUUAUAAGCAAUUACUGGAGAGAAAGGGCGCUUUCGCCGAAUUUUUAGUACAUCACUUACAAGACGUUGGAAAUCUGCACGUUCAUGAUGGUUCCGAAGAAGAUUUACAUGAAAUUAAACAACAGCUUGAAUCAACAAUCGGAGCGGACGAAUUGCAACACAAGUUAACUCGAGUACGAUCAAGAAUGUCCGAAAGUUUAAGUGAAUCUGGUUCUAUGACCGAUAAGACUGAUAGAAAAUCACUCAAUGGUUCUCUAAAAAGGCAAUAUUCAACAGAAAGUCAACAAUCGACAAAUUACAUGCAUAGCAACAGCACAAAGGAAAAAGAAACAUCGAAACCUAAUAAUACUGGAGAGAAACUGAUAGAAGUCGAAAAAGCGGAAACUGGAAGUGUGAAAUGGAAAGUGUAUUCUCACUAUUUACAAUCUAUUGGAUGGUUUUUAUCAAUAUCAACGAUCGUGAUGAAUGCAAUUUUUCAAGCAUUCAGCAUCGGUUCGAAUAUUUGGCUCAGCCGUUGGUCGAACGAUAAUUUGACCCUCCCGAACGGCACAAUUGAUACACCAACACGGGACAUGUACCUCGGAAUAUAUGGUGUGCUUGGUUUCGGACAAGGCGUGUCGAUAUUCACAAUGGGGAUAUUCCUGGCUAAAGGGACGACAAUCGCUUCUAGUCAUAUCUUCCAGAAUACAAUGCAACACGUUCUUCGCAAUCCAAUGUCAUUUUUUGACACAACUCCGACUGGUCGAAUUCUUAGUCGGCUUGGUAAAGAUAUUGAUAUUGUUGACAAUGCUCUACCGAAUUACCUACGUAAUUGGAUGAAUUUUCUUUUUGGGGUCAUAGCCACUCUCUUUGUUAUAAGCUAUAGUACACCUAUAUUUAUCGUGGUGAUAUUGCCAGUAGGCGCAGUUUAUUAUUUCAUUCAACGUUUUUAUGUUGCGACAUCGCGACAAUUAAAACGAUUAGAGUCUGUAUCAAGAUCUCCUAUAUAUUCGCAUUUUAGUGAAUCAGUGACUGGAGCACAAUUAAUUAGAGCAUAUGGCGUGCAAGAACAAUUUAUUCGCGAGUCUGAAAAUAGAGUAGACUUCAAUCAAGUGUGUUAUUAUCCUAGUAUUAUUGCAAAUAGAUGGUUGGCUGUAAGACUGGAAAUGGUGGGAAAUUUAAUUAUAUUCUUCGCAGCAUUGUUUGCUGUUUUGGGUAGGAAUACUAUGAGUUCAGGACUUGUCGGUCUAUCAGUCAGCUAUGCCUUACAAAUUACUCAGACUUUGAACUGGCUGGUACGCAUGACAUCCGAUGUUGAAACCAAUAUUGUCGCAGUAGAGAGAAUAAAAGAAUAUGGAGAAACGGAACAGGAAGCACCAUGGAAAAAUGCGGACUAUACACCUCCACAAGAUUGGCCUAAGCAAGGUCGUGUCGACUUCAAGGAUUUUAAAGUUCGUUACAGGGAGGGAUUGGAGCUCGUGCUGCACGGUUUGACUUUCGGCGUACACGGCGGUGAGAAGAUCGGUAUUGUGGGCAGAACUGGCGCCGGAAAAUCAUCUUUGACUCUCUCGCUCUUCAGAAUAAUCGAGGCAGCUCAUGGGAAAAUCUUAAUCGAUGAUAUUGAUAUCUCUAAAAUGGGUCUUCAUGAUCUACGCUCAAGAUUGACCAUUAUCCCACAGGAUCCCGUAUUGUUUUCUGGAACACUGAGAAUGAACCUAGAUCCUUUUGUUUGCUAUUCCGAUGACGAGAUUUGGACAGCGUUGGAACACGCUCAUCUAAAAUCAUUUGUAAAAAACUUGCCAAAUACUCUUUUACACGAGGUUUCUGAAGGCGGGGAGAAUUUAAGUGUAGGGCAGCGACAAUUGAUUUGUUUGGCGAGAGCGUUACUUAGAAAAACGAAGGUUCUCGUAUUAGAUGAGGCAACAGCCGCGGUUGAUUUAGAAACAGAUGAUUUGAUUCAGACUACCAUCCGCCAAGAAUUUAAGGAUUGUACAGUUCUUACAAUAGCUCAUAGACUUAACACUAUUCUAGAUUCAGACAGGGUGAUUGUGCUAGAUAAAGGUCUGAUUGUCGAAUAUGAUUCUCCAGAAAAGUUACUUCGCAAUCCAUCUAGUUCUUUCUACAGUAUGGCUAAAGAUGCAGGUCUAGCUGCUUGAAAUGUAUAUCAUAAUGAUUUUUUGUAGCAGCUAUAUAUCUUUCGUGAGCCAACGUCAAAGAAAACAAAAGCCGUAUAGAACAAACAACGCAUAGCCUUAAUAUACAGAUUAAUUUGUAAAAUAGUAAAAUAUUUCUAUGCAAAGAAGAGAAAAAAAGUGGAAAACGUUUGGCGUAAUCGACGAUGCAAUACCAUUAAUUCUUCAUCAAAAUUGUCGCUAGAUCUUAUUUUAUGAUGAGGAAUUAUUCUUCCUGAUUGUAUUGUGGAUUAUCAAACUCUUUACAUUCUAGAAUAAGUUUUGUAGUGUCUUUCAUCACAAAAUAAGCAAUGCGACACACUUCAUUUGUAAACUGAUUAUCUCAAAAUUUAAACCGGACAGUAGUCGGGUGGACUUCAACAUGAUAAAUAUGUUAGCAUUUUGAUCAAUAGAGUAUGACUAAAUUAUUUUUUAUCAAGAGUAGACUAGAGUAGACUAAAUUAUUUUUUAUCAGCUUUUCUUCCUAUACUAUAUUUCUCUCCUUCAAGGAAUAUUUACAAUUUAAAAUAAAAAUAACAAUUU